AGUCUUCGUCCGGUAAUGUUCGGUGAUCACGAUCGAUCCCGGACCUUCCUGGACGGGUUGACAUCCAUCAUUCUCAAGACCGUCUCAUCCAACUUUCAACUCGAAGCUAACAGGAAUUUACAGGUUAUCCUCCGAGGAGGAGACGCUCUAUUUCGUACCACGUGGACGCUAGGAUGUCGAACAAGGAACAUUAGCGACGAUGCCUCUGGUGAGACACGAUCGGGACGCGCUGAGUAUGGGAAGCCCUCUAGUCCCCGUUCCUUCUUUCCAAAAAACCAUCUCAACUGCACUUUCCGCCAUCCCCCGUUGAACAGAGGCAAGAUGCCACCAAGGCGAUCGUAUGUUGUGGCGAAUGAAGGGGAUGAUUUUCCGAACUGACAAAUCCUUUAGGAGGAGGCGUCUAGCUUUGCAGGCCGAACCAUCAAUAGGUCGGUAGCCCAAAUUCAGACUUAUGUUGGACGUCGUUCUGAAGCCCACUGCAAUCGUCUGUAGUCAAACCACUCAAAUUUCCCUCGGAGUUGCAAGACAUGAUCCUUGGCCAACUUUCAGAUGCCGCAUCUUUGCGUUCCUGCGCUCUCAUCAACAGACACUGGUCCACCUCCGCUCGCCCUCACAUCUUUCGCGUCAUCAGGUUGGAUAGCUGGAACAGGCUCGCUGAGCUCACCGAGGUCGUUAUGUCCGAUAGGAUUGUCGCAAACUACAUACGUGAAGUGCGCCUUCGUGGAGGAGUUGGAGGCGAGACGGAUGCACGCAAGAAGCAGGAUGACGAUUGGUGGAUGUACCACUUCCCAUAUAUGCUCGGCGGCCACCUCAAGUGCCUCAAGACCAUAGAGCUAUCCAAUUUCUAUCGCUCCACCGAUGUAUAUGACGAGGAGAGGCGGACGGAGGAACAGGAGAAAUUUGCGACUUGGGUUUAUUCAUUAAGAACGCUCAAGAGCGUGGAGAACCUGACUCUGAAAGUGUGCACAAUGAGCAGUAAUGCGUUGACGGCGAUCAUCCGUUCAUUCCGACGACUCAUUAGAAUUGAAUUCUGCGACGUCGUUGUCGAUGAUUCUGGUGAUCCGGAUGCCAUUCGGAUUCCCAAAUUAGACAGUGCUGAAACCCCUGGAGAGUCACAUGCGGGAAAUACAGGGUCAUCCAGCUCAGCUGUAUUAUUCCCCCUCUCAUAUUCUGAACCACAACUACGCGCGGUUAAUGUGGACCAGGACGAGAAUUCGACAUUCGACCCGUUUAAUUUCGACCCUCUGAAGGCUUGGCUUUUGCCACGACACAUUGCAUCUUCCUUGAAGGCAUUGGUAUUUGGGGGGAAGAUUGAAGUCGUUUCAUUCAUCAGGUUCAUUUCCAACUUGUGUCCUUGUCCGUCACUGGAAUACAUUGCAUGUAGUACAUUUCAGCUUGAUGAUUUCUCCGACCUCGACCUGUCCGGGUUCCCGAACCUCAACAGACUUUAUUUCAACGUGGGAUAUCUUGAAGACAAUGUCGACGCUCUUUGCCGUAUUCUCUCUCGAACCCAUACUUCUCGUCUGAAACAUAUUAUAUGUAUCAUAAGGCUAGAGGAGUUGGGCGACCUUGGUGACAACGUGGUCGAACCGUUAGACAAUCUUCUUUGCAGUGACAAAUUCCGCCAAUUAGAAUGUUUGGAAGUGAUACAUAGGCGUUAUCAGCCUCCUCGAAAAGUCAGGCAGGCAGGCUUGAAGGCCUUUCCGGGACUUUUCAAACGCGGAAUAUUGAGACUUCACUAUCGUGCAGUGUAGCCUUAGGUGCUCAAAUGCACGAGUCAUAAAUCUAGCUCGAGAGUGACAGGCAUUCUCGGGCGAAUCCACGCAUUGGGCUUUGCAUUACGUGAUAUGGUAUGACAUAAACCAUAGGCAUAGAUAAAUAGGGAGGAGGUUUAGCAUAAAUAGUGAAAACUGUGGCCUUCACAAACUCGUUUUAGGCGAGGGGAGACUAUACAUACUCCCCGCCGAACCGGAAAAUAUACAGAGACUUAGAUUGUGAUGAGACGGCGAUGAAAGAGGAAGAGUUUCAUCCAGGGUGCAGACACAAUGCAGCUUCCUGGUUGGGCAUUCAGGGAGCGUCUCUUGUGAAUUUGCUACACUGCUCUGAACUAGCAGACGCCACGUUGAAAUUCGACUUGGAGCCCAU
Molecule: messenger RNA, 2145 nt
Organism: Somion occarium
Lineage: Eukaryota; Fungi; Basidiomycota; Agaricomycetes; Polyporales; Cerrenaceae
Source: the annotation of a GenBank genome assembly